AUGUCGCACCCUCUCCACCCCUCGUCGGCGCGGUCCGACAUGGACGAGAUCGAGACCCUCGCCCGCGCCGCGCCGCCCCAGGCCGCCGCCGCCGCCGUACCCCCAGCCGCUUUGCGGCCCGCCUCCCCGCCCCGCGCCUCCAUCCCCGUCUCCUCCUCCGCGCUUCCCGUGCUCCCGCCCGUCAGGCUCCCGUUCUCCGCCGCGGUGCCGGGCUCCAUCGUCUCCGCCCCCGUCGUCUCGGGCUCCAUCGCCGCCCCCGGCUCCGUCGCCGUCCCCAUCUCCUCCGACGGGUUCGGCGGCCCCGAGCCCGCCAGCCACACGCUCACCGAGCCCGUCUGGGACACCGUCAAGCGCGACCUCCACCGCGUCGUCAGCAACCUCAUGCUCGUCGUCUUCCCCAACCCGUUCCGCGAGGACCCCGGCAAGGCGCUGCGCGACUGGGACCUCUGGGGCCCCUUCUUCUUCAUCGUCUCGCUCGGGCUCAUCCUCUCCUGGUCGGCCACCGCCGGCAAGUCUCAAGUGUUUGCAGUUGCCUUUGCUGUAUUAGCUGCUGGCGCUAUAGUUCUCACGCUUAAUGUUCUACUGCUGGGUGGGCACAUCAUCUUCUUCCAAAGCCUCAGCCUUCUUGGAUACUGCCUGUUCCCUCUGGAUGUCGGGGCUCUGAUAUGCAUGCUGAAUGACAGUGUCAUGCUAAAGAUAGUCGUGGUGAUUGUAACAUUGGCAUGGAGCUCCUGGGCAGCAUACCCGUUCAUGAGCGCUGCUGUCAACCCGCGGAGAAAGGCCCUGGCGCUGUAUCCUGUGUUCCUCAUGUAUGUCUCGGUUGGGUGUCUCAUAAUCGCAAUAGAUUAAGGUGGCGAACUGAGGACGAUUGCUAUGGUAUCGUCAGAGAUACCGAGUUUUGUUUUCUAGGUGCGCGAUUAGAAUGCGCGCGCCUUUUUUUUCCUUGCAUACAGAUCUUAGCUGACAUUCUCCUUUUCGUAGUUUUCGCUGGCUGCUUCAAGAUCUUACUAUCAAUUUUUUUUUGUAAGA
Messenger RNA from Panicum hallii, 1029 nucleotides. RefSeq names its product protein YIPF6 homolog. NCBI's taxonomy places the organism in Eukaryota, Viridiplantae, Streptophyta, Magnoliopsida, Poales, Poaceae. The record is from RefSeq and is a predicted model, not a curated record. The transcript is spliced from 3 exons. The coding region runs from base 1 to 849 and encodes 282 amino acids. Gene Ontology annotation, cellular component: membrane; trans-Golgi network. Gene Ontology annotation, biological process: endoplasmic reticulum to Golgi vesicle-mediated transport.